Mirounga angustirostris (Northern elephant seal) is the source of this 327-nucleotide messenger RNA. RefSeq names its product large ribosomal subunit protein eL30-like. The record is from RefSeq and is a predicted model, not a curated record. The coding region runs from base 1 to 327 and encodes 108 amino acids. Gene Ontology annotation, cellular component: cytosolic large ribosomal subunit. Lineage: Eukaryota; Metazoa; Chordata; Mammalia; Carnivora; Phocidae. The transcript has a single exon. Gene Ontology annotation, molecular function: RNA binding; structural constituent of ribosome.
AUGGUGGUGCAAAGAAGACAAAAAAAGUCACUGGAGUCGAUCAACUCCAGGCUCCAGCUCGUCAUGAAAAGUGGAAAGUACCUGCUGGGGUACAAGCAGACUCUGGAAGUGAUCAGACAUGGCAAAGCGAAACUGGUCAUCCUCACCAACAACUGCCCAACCUUGAGGAAAUCUGAAAAAGAAUGUUACGGCAUGUUGGCCAAAACUGGUGCCCAUCACUACACUGGCAAUAAUACUGAAUUGGGCACAGCAUGUGGGAAAUGCUACAGAGUACGCACACUGGCUAUCAUUGAUCCAGGUGAUUCUGAUACCAUUAGAAGCAUGUGA